GAACUUGCUUGAUUGUCUUCUCUCGUUGUCACGUAUUCCGUAGCAUUUCACCGUACGAUCGGCGCGAGUAUAACAUCUAUCAGUUGAACACCGCGAGUCAUCUCUCAAUCUGCGUUCAAACACUGACGGAGCACUCCCGCCCAGCAACGGCGCCGCCGAACCUUGAUCCCUCCGUCAACAAUCGCGUCACUAGCUAGCGGCGAUCACACGAGCCUCAUCGAGCAAUAGCUAGGAUAUGGCACCGAAGUUGGCUUCGCGCCCAGCAGAGCCGUCACGGAACAAAUCAGAGAUGGCAGGCCAGCAUGAGUUUCCGGCGUUGUUCACCAUCGAAGGCUCAAACAGACACGAGAUCAUUCUCGUCAAUCCAGGCCAUGACCUCGAGGAACUGAGAAAGACAAUGGAGAGUCUAGCUGAGUCGUCGCCCAACUGCCACGAAUGGGGGCAGAAGUUCCGGAGUAAGGAUGUUAAGGAGACGGUGGGUGAGAUCAAGGUCAAGUGGGCAAGUGAAGGGAGGGACAAGCAGUUGUUUCCGAAGGAGACGAUCCUGACAGAGGACAACUGCGAGCCGGUGCUGCGUAUGAUGGCUGUUGGUGUGGGAAAGGAUGUGUUUGACAUCAAGCUGGAACGGUCGGAGCCGGAGAAGGCGAAGAAGUAGUUGAGUCGUACUUACUAGGGCCGUACAGCUCCCACGUGCCAUCCAUUCUCAAGUUCUCGUCCGGACGUUGAGGGAGGCAGCAUUCUGCGACCUCCGAAAAGUCGAAAAAUUCCGAAUAAAAGCUGGCACACGAGUUGAGCGAGCCGUUGUGACUUUCGAGCGUCUAGGUGUCGGUAUCUGGUUGGCGCGGCGAUAUGGGUUACAAUAGUCUACCACAACGUUAUUCAGACUUCUCGUGCUGGCGUAACCUGUCGAGAUUGCAAUGGAAGGAUGUGCCACCGCUUCGC
Baudoinia panamericana UAMH 10762 is the source of this 942-nucleotide messenger RNA. RefSeq lists its product as uncharacterized. The record is from RefSeq and is a predicted model, not a curated record. The transcript is spliced from 2 exons. Bases 290 to 655 code for a protein of 121 amino acids. Lineage: Eukaryota; Fungi; Ascomycota; Dothideomycetes; Mycosphaerellales; Teratosphaeriaceae.